AUGUCUCAACAACAGCAUGCGCCUGGGGGCUACUACAGCGGAAAAAACAAAAUCCCCGACAUCAAGACGUUCGUAGCAAGUCUAGAUAAAGAUAAGAGGGAGAGAGAUGAAAAACUUGAUGCUCUCCGCAAGCUCGAGCAGCAACAGGGCCAACAGGGGCAAAAGGGUACCAGCGAUGCCACUCCGCACAAGGAAACCCACGCCGGCGAACCGGGUACUCUCAAGACAGUCACCGACCCGACAACCCAGAAUCAAGUCCAAAUUGAAGAUGUCAACAAGGAAUUCAUGAAAGCUGCCGAGGACCCCCAGCUAUCAGUCCCAAACGUGAACCUCGGCAAAGAAACCCCUGUCAAGACCGAUGCCCAUCAAAGCAACCCAGAAUACAAACACAACCAAGACAUAACCGCCCCACCUGAUCCUGUGGCUGAGGGAAGUACUUCAGAUGUCCCCAUUCACGGGGAGAAGACGAACAUCUUGUUCCACCCAACACCUUCGGUCAGCUACGAGCCCAUGUUCGCAGCCCUCGAGACCAGAGCUUCAGGGUUGUGCAUUGGAGUCUUCAUUGCUAUCGUGUUGCUUGGGAAAAUGUUUGGCGGAUCGUUGAAGGGGCUGAUCCCCACAGCAAUGUGCAUUGUCUCUGGUAUAUUCCUCUGGAUGAAGGAAGUCGUCCGUAGUGGAAGAGAAGUCGAAUGGGCAAGUGAACAGUCGAGGGGAGAGACUGCGACGGCCAAUCUCCUUCCAGAAUCUGUUGAAUGGAUGAACACAUUGCUGGGAAUUGUCUGGGGUUUGAUCAAUCCAGAUAUGUUCGUUGGAGUGGCCGAUACUUUAGAAGAUGUGAUGGGUGCAUCGGUGCCUGGGAUCAUAGAAAAUGUCCGCGUAGCAGAGAUCAACCAAGGAAAUAAUCCGAUCCGAAUUCUUAGUUUACGCGCUCUGCCAGACACGCACGUCAAAGAGUUGAAGGAGAGCAUCCACGAAGAGAACAAGAAGAACAAGGAUCCACAAGAGGCUGCCGCCGAUGAGGAAGGAGGCGACUAUUAUAACAUUGAAGCAUCAUUUGCAUAUCAUGCCAAGCCGAGCGACCCCAACGAUACAUCUUCUAAAGCACGGAAUAUGCAUAUGCAGCUGGUGUUCUAUCUUGGUAUCAAGGGGCUAUUUGGCGUCCCGCUACCCAUUUUCGUGGAAUUACAGGGAGUGGUGGGUACGAUCAGACUGCGUCUUCAGAUGACACCUGAGCCCCCUUAUUUGAAAAAUCUGACCUUCACCCUGAUGGGCUUGCCGCAAGUCCAAGCUGGAUGUGUGCCGAUGGUAUCGAAGGGGGUCAACAUUCUCAACCUCCCUCUGAUAUCGAACUUUGUCCAUUAUGCUAUUGGAGCUGCGUGCAGCAUGUACGUUGCCCCCAAAUCGAUGUCCAUUGAUCUUGGUGCAAUCCUACAAGGCGACGAAAUCGCCAAGGACGUUCUUGCAUUAGGUGUCAUGUGGAUUCGGAUCCACCGAGCGAUAGGUCUGAGCAAGCAGGACAAGCGUGGGAGCAAGGGUGGAGGCUCGGAUCCAUAUAUCACCUUGACAUUCUCCAAAUAUGGAAAGCCAAUGUACUGUACACGUGUGAUUACUGACGACUUGAACCCGAUAUGGGAAGAGACCGCAGCAUUGCUUGUCGACCCCGAGUACAUCAAAGCUGAUGAGCAACUCAGUGUAGAGUUAUGGGACUCGGACCGCACCAGCGCUGAUGACAUUGUGGGCAAGGUCGAGCUUUCUAUGCAGAAAAUGAUACAGCAUCCUGGUAAAAUGUACCCCCAAGUAUCAAAACUUACAGGGAUGGACGCCGAUAGCGAGAUGCCCGGAGAGUUGCACUGGGAGGUGGGUUACUUCUCGAAACCGAAGUUUAGGCCUGCCCUGCGAACUGACGGCAAAAAUCCCGAUCUUCCUAACUCGCUCAAAAACGACCCAGAGCUACAAGAUGAUAAAGGUACAUUGAACAACGCAGACCAAGAUGCUGUAGCUCACACUCCUCCUGACCCUUUGUGGCCAAGCGGUAUCUGCAGCGUUGUUGUUCAUCAGAUAGUCAACCUCGAGCUUGAGAACAUUCAAGGUAGUAACGGGAAUAGGAAAGGCAGAGAGUAUGAACCGGCAAGGGAUGCUGGCGAGAACACGGAAGAAGUAGGCAAGCAGCUUCCAAGCAGCUACUGCACCAUUCUGUACAAUGAUCAACUAGUAUACCGUACUCGAGCCAAGGUUGUCAGCAGCAAGCCAAUCUUCAAUGCUGGAACCGAGAGAUUCGUGAGGGAUUGGAGGUCUGCGAUCGUUACGGUCACUGUCCGUGACCAGCGCCACCGGCAGCAUGACCCUAUCCUCGGCAUUGUGCCGUUGAAGCUGUCCGAUAUUCUGCAGACUAGCUCUCAGGUGACUCGCUGGUACCCACUCGAUGGUGGCAUUGGUUUUGGACGGGUCAGGAUCUCUCUGCUAUUCAGAGCUAUCGAGACUCGCCUGCCUCCGAACAUGCUGGGAUGGGACGUUGGCACUUUUGAAUUUACUUCCGACAGAAUCCUGGCCCUGAAUUAUCAUAGUAACUCGAAAUUGAAGAUGAGGACAGGUGGCAGCAUUGGUCAAAUUAGCAGAACACAAUGCCAAAAGCUUGCAGAAGGCGACGGCAUGCACUGGGACAUUGCCAAGAAAGACGGUAAAAACAACGUGCGAUUGCCGGUCAAAUUCCGGUAUCGAUCACCUGUUGUCUUUGAAUUACAUGUUACAGGGAAACGAGGCGCGGCCGCAUACGCUGUCAUCUGGUUACAUCACCUUGUGGACAAUACCGAAGUGGACAUUAACAUACCCAUCUGGACCACCAAGAAUGGUGCCCGCUUGACCCAAAACUACAUAACGGAGGAUAACAUUCGCGCCAAAGAAGUCCCUGGCCUGGAAGACACUGAAGAAAUAGGCCGUCUGCAAUUUCGUUGUCAGUUCAAAGCUGGUAUAGAUGAGGACCAUGAGCAAUUUGUUGUCGACAACGAAUCGCGGGAGACGUUCGAAACUUGGGAGGCUUGUCUUGCGGAAGGCGUUCGCGAAAAGCGUGUGACCAAGGAAAUGCCGCCGAAAGUGCGAGAGCUACACGAUCAGUCUUUGACUGAAGGCCGCGAUGUCCUCAAGCAAGCUGACCCGGAAGAGCGAAAGAAGUGGCUUGCGAAAGAUGGCCAGGACUGGAGCGGUGCUUUUACGCAUGAUCCGAAAGCUUACAUGGACUCACAGGGCCGUAAGCGAGCAGAGCCUGGUGUGGAUAAGCCUGUCCAUGAUCCUCACGUUCCAAGCGACGACGAUGACCACAUAGGCGACGAGGGCGAUGACAGCGAUUCGGAGUCUGACAUCGGCGUACAAGAUGCGGAGAACAGGGGGGCAGGGAAAGACAUGAAUGGGAGCGCUGCUGAGGGAACGACACUACAGGACGAUGAGCAGACGAGGGCAGUAGCGAACAAGAAGUCCGAAAAAAGAAAAAAUAGGGGUUUGAUGCAGUGGAAACCUGUCAGGAACCUUGCAUUUGCGAAAGACGAGGCUAAAUUCUCAAUGAAGAAGAUGCAGCAUAAGAUCACCGGAGGGUUGGGUGGAAGAGAACCUGGAGUGGAGACAGAAACUUGA
Molecule: messenger RNA, 3624 nt
Organism: Letharia columbiana
Lineage: Eukaryota; Fungi; Ascomycota; Lecanoromycetes; Lecanorales; Parmeliaceae
Exons: 7
Coding region: 1-3624 (1207 amino acids)
Molecular function (GO): lipid binding
Source: RefSeq, a predicted model, not a curated record